AUGCAUCUCAGAGUAUCACAUUUUUAUACCGUCUUCCCACAUGUGUACGAUGGCACAAAUCAUAUGCUCUUCAAUGGUUCAUUGUUCUUCCACAGAGCCGGGUUUCCCCGGAUUGGAAAGUUUGAGCUGACUACAGGACGAUACGAUGAGAUCGAAAUCCCUGGUGCUGCACACCAGGGUAACAAUUACCUAUUCAAUAAAUCAAUGAACUAUUUUGAUCUGGCCAUCGACGAGAAUGCACUUUGGAUUCUGUACCACUAUGAAAAAGAAAAGUUUCUCAGUGUAGCCAAGGUUGACAUCAAUAACUUGACAAUCUACGAGACUCACAAUCUGACGCUCAUCAAUCAUUCCCAAAUCGCCAACGGGAUUGUCAUAUGUGGAGUCUUAUAUACGGUAAGAUAA
Ostertagia ostertagi is the source of this 402-nucleotide messenger RNA. The record is from the annotation of a GenBank genome assembly. NCBI's taxonomy places the organism in Eukaryota, Metazoa, Nematoda, Chromadorea, Rhabditida, Trichostrongylidae.